AAUAUUACUGCGGGCCACUCGACGAUGCCGACGCCGGCAGUCACUUACUAGUCAUCUAGAGACGUUAGUAUAAACCGCGCGCUUACGAUUUCGUAGUCAUGCGAUAAAAAAUUACAAAGUUGCUUGAUGUGUUGAUCGUGGUUAAUCCAAAUAAGCAAAUAAGACAGUUGUUAAUGUUUUUAGGACUCCGUAAUAACAAGUUUAUUCUGUUUUGAUUUCGAAUUGAAAAAAAAGUUUGUUUACAUUCAAAUGAUGUAACUGGAUUGUAAACUGCAUUCUUGAAAGGUAAAAAUAAGACAAGCAAGAACAGAAGAAAAUUAUUGAACUCUUAUAAAAGACAAUAUACGCGUCGUGAAAGUAUGGCCAGUUUAACGCGUCCGUAGUGUGGAAAAACCAAUUCUAUGAACAUUCUAGAAGUAUAAUUGUGGUCCAGAGACUUUGAUUGUAAAUAUGCGUGUACGUUGGUGGCGCGCGGUAUUGGUCUGCGCAUGCGCGCUGGUGUUAAGGAGUGACGCACUGCCGCCCGCAGCGCUUGGGGACGUCGUCGUAAAUGCUGCCAACAGCCUCAACUCUAUGAAGGUAACAGGAGCUUGGCGACGGUUGUCCAGUACGGUAAGCGAGUCAGUGGGCUUGAAGCACGCACUGCGCCGUCUGCAGGACUGUCUAUUCCUAAACGUUUACACCUCCGCACUGCCUGACAAGCUAACGGGGUAUAACCCAAAACUGGCGGUUAUGGUUUGGAUCCACGGCGGCGCGUUUGCAGUUGGAUCCGGGAACGCAUUCCUCUACGGGCCUGACCAUUUGGUUGGGGCUGGAGUGGUACUUGUUACUCUUAACUACAGGCUCGGAGCACUCGGCUUCUUGAGUCUCGAGAAUGAUGAGGUGCCGGGAAAUAUGGGAUUAAAGGAUCAACUUAUGGCUUUGAAGUGGGUAAGAGACAACAUUGAGUACUUUGGCGGGGACCCGGCCAGAGUUACAAUCUUCGGCGAAUCCGCUGGUGCCGUGUCUGUACAUCUACAUAUGCUGUCGCCCGCUUCACAGGGUCUAUUCCACCGAGUGAUAGCGCAGAGCGGGCUGGCGCUGUCUCCGUGGGCGCUGGGGAAGAACCCGCGCGAGAAAGCCUUCGAUUUGGGCAGAGAACUCGGGAUUGAGACCAACAGUACUGCGGAGCUUCUCGGUUACCUGCGAGCAACGCCCAGUGAGUUACUAGUGAAGGCUGGCGCGCGGAUCGCGGGGGCGCCGGGCAAGACUGCCGACCUGCAGAGCACCGUGGCGCUGCCCUUCUUGCCAGUACUCGAGCCCGAGGGCCCCGACGCCUUCCUCACCACCAAUCCCAGGGAAUCCUUACCAGGAUCUGAUGUACCGCUCCUCACAGGGUACAACGCUCAGGAGGGAAUUAUACUAUUUAGACGUCUUCAACGCUAUCCGAAGUUACUGAGUGAGUUGGAACAUGAGUUCCGACGCGUGGUGCCGCCCGAGCUGAUCUCCUCGGAUGAAAAGCGAACAGACAAGGUGGCGGAACACAUCAAAGCUUUCUACUUCCAGCAACGUCCAGUCGAUACGCGGAAUAUCAAUAGUCUCAUUGACUUAUUCACGGACGUGAUGUUUUUGAGGCCAGUACUACAAACGAUCCGUCUUCAAGCGGCCACCAACAGGACGAGCCCCACAUAUUUAUAUCGGUUUGCAUUCGACGGCGCGCUCGGUCUAUUCAAGCGAAUGCUCGGCAUCUCCCACCCUGGCGCCUGCCACGGAGACGAAAUGGGAUACCUCUUCUAUUUCUCCAGACUUAAUUACAGAUUGGAUGAUGAAUCGACUGAACUUGCAGUUUCAAGGAAGAUGGUGCAGAUGUGGACGAACUUUGCAAAGACCGGAAACCCUACCCCACCGGUGGAUUACGAAUCCAUCGUAGACUUUAAAUGGCUGCCCGUGAACGAGACGGAACGCAUGAAUUAUCUUAAUAUAAAUGGAAACUUCACCUUGCUAACAGAUCCUGAAGCAAAAAGAGUUAAGUUUUGGGACUGGCUGUAUGAUAAUUAUGCCAAUGAAUCGAGAGUUUAAUUAAAAUAAAGUGUAUGUGAAGUGUACAGAUUAUAAAUUGGACAAAUUGGACAUUACGGUGAAUUUUAAUCUUCGAAACACUUGUACUGAAACUAGUGUUAUCGCUGUUUUCUUCUAAAAGCAUGAUACAGAUGGUAAUAUUGUUGUUACACAAAAAUUAUAACAAUGGAGACCCUUGCAUUGAAGAAACAUUAACCUUUUGCGAUAUCGAGGUAGUCGAUGUUUUAUUUAUAAGUGAAAAUUGAGUGCAAAUAUAUUUUUACAUAAUGUACUUACU
Papilio polytes (common Mormon) is the source of this 2335-nucleotide messenger RNA. Its product is annotated as bile salt-activated lipase-like. Lineage: Eukaryota; Metazoa; Arthropoda; Insecta; Lepidoptera; Papilionidae. The transcript is spliced from 11 exons. The record is from RefSeq and is a predicted model, not a curated record. The coding region runs from base 451 to 2058 and encodes 535 amino acids. Gene Ontology annotation, molecular function: hydrolase activity.